Molecule: messenger RNA, 2109 nt
Organism: Penicillium salamii
Lineage: Eukaryota; Fungi; Ascomycota; Eurotiomycetes; Eurotiales; Aspergillaceae
Source: the annotation of a GenBank genome assembly
AUGUAUGGCACGUCUCAUUCCUUAUCUACGAUGAAUGGUAUGGACACUGUCGAUGGUUCGGGGACCAUCGACCCUGCGAACCUGAGCAACUCCGUUGCUGUUGCCCUACCAGCACCUUCCCAUGCAAUAGCAAGCCCCCGUGGUGUCAAGCGUAGUCGCACCCCAGAGCGCAGCGGGAAUGGACUCGCCGAUGCGGACCAGGAUGAUGAAGAACAAAGUCGUCGCAAGCGUGGUCGACCCCCAAAGACACCGCGAGCUGGCUCAAAUGAUCAGCCGGUCGCAAACACUCCCACUCAAACACCCCAAAUGCAAGCACGCCCACUGCCGACAUCCACCGCCGGUUCGCCGCCUCUUGCUUCACCCGAUAGCAAAGUUACACCAACCAAGUCACUGGUCAAGGCACUUCCCACUGUGAGAGACCACACAUCCGACCAGCUGAAUCCAGAGGGCGACGAGUACAUACCCAAGGAAUUUGAUGAGGCUGGAGAAACCAAGGCAGAUCCUAUGGGAUAUCUGCAGGGUGACCGUGAAUAUAAAUGCCGAACGUUCCGUGUUCCCCUCAGGGGCACGAAGCUCUUUAUGCUUGCAACCGAGUGCGCGAGGGUACUGAAUUAUCGAGAUUCAUAUCUUUUGUUCAACAAGAAUCGCUCGUUGCAUAAAAUUAUUGCUUCCCAGAUCGAGAAAGACGAUCUCAUUCAUCAAGACAUCUUGCCAUAUUCCUACCGGUCUCGUCAGAUUGCCAUCGUUUCUGCCAGGUCCAUGUUCCGACAGUUUGGGAGCCGGGUGAUUGUGAACGGGCGCAGAGUUCGAGAUGACUACUGGGAAAGCAAGGCCAUCAAGCAAGGCUUUACAGAAGAAGACAUGGCGGGGGAAAAGCGUCCCGGGGCAGCAAAGGCUCGGGAUGGACCUACGUCGGAGCCAGCUACAAAUAUGCUCCCUGCCCUUCCUCACAAUGAUGUUGUCUACAGCAGUACAAUCGAGCCUCUGCCUCCAGGUCUCUCGUUGGAUGUUGGGGACUCAAUUUCUCUGGCACCGCUGCCGAUGAUUCACAUGGCGACAGCGGAUGACCCACGACUGCGAGACUACAACGCCAUACCUCGAGCACGACAGGAAAUGACGGGGCAGCCUUAUCACGACCGCACGCAGACCAGUUCAGCAGCCGACCUUAUCAAUCAAGCUCAACACACAGCGGACUUCAAUAAAGUCCUGAGCAACCAGCGUAAUUUCCGUCAAAAGGGGUUGGAUGAAUUCUACUCCAAGCCCCGCGAGGCCCCGGUUUCGGAGGCUCAGUCUAGCACCGCUCUUGAAUCGGGCUUGUCCGUGUCGCAGCCUGUCCAGGUCUCUCAAGUUCCCCAGGCAGGAAUGUCAAAUCAAAUGCAUUCCCAGCAGCACAUGCUCCCCCAGCAAGUGCCUUUGCAGGCCAACUCAAUGAUGGCUGGACAGCCACACUAUCCCCAGCAAGCCCAUCCUCAAUCGGUUGGACAGUCUUCCCUCAGAAUGCCGCCGAACAUGCAGCCCGGCCUCAUGCAGCAGCGAUCCAACCCCCCUAUGCCUGCAGGCAUGCCGCAGGCCCCUCCCUACGGCUACCCAUCCCAGCAGCAACAGGCAUGGGGCCAGCUUCCCCCACAGCAGCAGCCAUCUCCAUUGCCCUCGUCGGGUCACCAAGGUGUUGGGAUGCCCCAAUACGGGCAACAGAUGUCCGCAGCCCCACAGCAAAGCCCAUCUCCCAUCGGCCAACACCCGCAACAGCAACACCAACUCCACCACCAGUCUCCUCGCAACCAACAGCGUCAGUCAAUACCACAGGCACCGCCGCAGUUUGCUCAGAUGCAGCACCCCCAAGCAGCUCAACCCCCAGGCAUGCAGGGAAUGGGAUACCCAGGAGGCACGCCAGCCGGCUACCCGGGCAUGCAACGCGCCAUGUACCCACCGAACCAAGCCCCCGGCGGCCAGCAGUUCAUGGCCGGCAACCCUCAACAAGCAGGCCUUGCAAUGGGCAUGGGAGGCAACGGUAUGCCUGGGUGGCCCGGCGGCCCUGGCGGGCAGAUGCAACCCGGUCAGCCUCAGCAGGGUCAGUCUGGCAGCACCCUAGGUGGAUGGAACUACUAG